UAUAAUUUUUUGGCAUGCCAGCCGGCUGGUCGGCAUCCCUACUCGAUCGAUCUGGUAUAGCUCCCAUCAGCCAUUUCUUGUUGCUUGUUGUACUAAGUUGCAACCCCUGGUUCGGUUCGCGCGCUAUAUAAAGAGGUAGACUGAGGCGCCCUUGCCAUUCAAGCAUCUCUUGGAGUAGUAAGGUCGUCGUUGCCAUGGAUCGCGUUUCCAAUGCUGUGCACAUCCAGAUGCCUGCGCCGGCGCAACAAUCCUCUGCUCCCAUGGCCCAGCCACCGACGGGCGUCGCGCCGGCCGACAAGACGCUCUCGAGCGCGUCGGACCUCCUGAAGCUCCUGCCGACGGGCACGGUGCUGGCCUUCCAGGCGCUGGCGCCUUCCUUCAGCAACAACCAUGGCGUCUGCCACGCGGCCAACAGAUACCUGGUCCAGGCGCUCAUCGGCGGCUGCGCCGCCUCCUGCGUGCUCCUCUCCUUCACGGACAGCCUCGUCGGCCGCGACGGCAGGCUCUACUACGGCGCGGCCACCUUCGGGGGCUUCUACCCUUUCAACUUCACCGGCACGCGCGCCGAGCGGGACGCGGUGUUCAAGGACCUCUCCAGGUUCCGGGUCACGCCCAUGGACUUGGUGCACGCCGUCGUCUCCGCGCUCGUGUUCCUCGCCGUCGCGUUCGCCGACGCCGGCGUACAGGGCUGCCUGUUCCCGGACGCCGCGAGGGACUUGAGGGAGCUGCUGGUCAACUUGCCGGUUGCCGCUGGCUUCCUCGCUAGCAUGGUGUUCAUGAUCUUCCCCACCACCAGGAAGAACAUCGGCUACACGGAUAUGAUGCCCCACUCGCAGUGACAACGCUCAGGCUCAGCAAACGAACGUGGUGGAGCUCAUUCAUUCCCUUGGUCUUGUUUUUCUUAAGCCAAUCCGUUUUAAACUUGACCAAACUAGCAGCACGGCGACCCUUACAGAUACGAGAGCAUCAUCUUUAGUGUCUCAAAAUUGGUAUUGUUUAUUUUUUUAUCUCAUGUAGAUUUUUUUUUCUUCCUACUAUUAUUUACCUUCUUCAUUUCAAAGUGCGUGACUUUUGGACAUGAGUACAUUAUGAAGAUGUGACUUUGACAUUUACUUUGUACUACCUCAAUUCAGGUUUAUUAGUCCCUCUCUUAUUUGGGCUAAAUUUGACCAUAAAUUUAGGACGUCGAUAUCUCCCGAACGUUCGGGCUGGGAGGUGAGCGAUCCGAACGAAUCGUUAG
Molecule: messenger RNA, 1240 nt
Organism: Aegilops tauschii subsp. strangulata
Lineage: Eukaryota; Viridiplantae; Streptophyta; Magnoliopsida; Poales; Poaceae
Source: RefSeq, a predicted model, not a curated record